Messenger RNA from Medioppia subpectinata, 906 nucleotides. Lineage: Eukaryota; Metazoa; Arthropoda; Arachnida; Sarcoptiformes; Oppiidae. The record is from the annotation of a GenBank genome assembly.
UCAAUCGUGUCGUUCUCGAAGAUCGAUGUGUACUCUUCGCACCGCUUCUUCGCGGCCGACGGCAGCAGUUUUGCUGUUAACUCAAAGCAAACCAAAAAAACAAUGAAAUUUUCACUGAUAUUCGCGUUGGUAUUCAUAGUCUAUAGGGUUGGGGCAGACCUGCCGUCGGCCGCUAAGAAACGGUGCGAAGAGUACACAUCGAUCUUCGAGAACGACACGAUUGAACUGCAAUACGCUUACUGUGAAGACAUCGGCGACGGCCGGGGAUACACGUCUGGAAGGGCCGGAUUCUGUACGGGAACGGGAGAUGCGGUGGUUGUGAAAUACACGGCUAAGAAGCCCGACAACCCAUUGGCUAAGUAUCUGAAAGAGAUGGAGAGAUUGGCCAAAGAGAGCAGCGAUGACACGAGUAAAUUAGGCGGUUAUGUAAACGCAUGGAAAGAGGCGGCAAAAGACUCACUCUUCCGACAGAUUCAGGACGAGGUGUCCGACGAGAUGUACUACAAGCCAGCCAUGGCUUACGCCGUGAAGUACAACGUGAAGACACAUUUAGGCCAAUGCGCUCUCUAUGACUGCAUUAUACAACACGGGGACGACGAAGACGGCGACUCAAUCGGCGCUAUCCUUAAGAAGACGGGACACAAUUCAGGUGAUGAGAAGGCGUGGCUGAAGAAGUUCCUGAAGAACAGACGCGCCGACCUCUGGGACCCCGAAGAUCCCGACACCCGCGACGAGUGGAGACAAUCCGUGGAUCGAUGCGAUGCCAUGGUUACCAUUUUAAAUGAUGGUAAUAUGGAUUUACACGGACCUAUUAAAGUGCAUACACCCAAUCAUGAUGCAACCAUUCCUUAAGCUUAAUUGUAUAAUGUAAUUUUUAAUAAUAUUAUAUGAUUACUAUAGUCUGUA